Messenger RNA from Lotus japonicus, 2956 nucleotides. Its product is annotated as DNA topoisomerase 3-beta. NCBI's taxonomy places the organism in Eukaryota, Viridiplantae, Streptophyta, Magnoliopsida, Fabales, Fabaceae. The record is from RefSeq and is a predicted model, not a curated record. The coding region runs from base 161 to 2740 and encodes 859 amino acids. The transcript has 15 exons. Gene Ontology annotation, molecular function: DNA topoisomerase type I (single strand cut, ATP-independent) activity; DNA binding. Gene Ontology annotation, biological process: DNA topological change. Gene Ontology annotation, cellular component: nucleus.
CGACUCAACUCGAAUCGAAUCGACUCUGCUUUCGUGCUCUAUCUUGGCUCUUCUUCACUUUCUUUGUGAGUGGGACUUUUCACAAACAGUUGGCACCCGUUCGCAAAUUCAAAAAAAUAGGUUCAUAGGUGAAGCAGAAACAAGUUGAAUAGAAACAAAGAUGGCUCCCAAAGUUCUCAUGGUCGCGGAGAAGCCUAGCAUUGCUCUCUCUAUCGCCUCUGUUCUCUCCCACGGCCAGAUGUUUACAAGGAAAGGAAGCACAGAAGUUCAUGAAUUUGAGGGGAAGUUUCUUGGUUCCCCUGCACAUUUUAAAGUGACAUCGGUUAUUGGUCAUGUAUUCAGUGUAGAUUUUCCUGGUAAAUAUCAAGAUUGGUCAGCCACAGAUCCAUUAGAUCUCUUUCAAGCUCAGGUUUUAAAGAAUGAAUCAAACCCAAAGGCGCAUAUUUGUAGGCAUUUAAACCAAGAAGCUCGUGGAUGCCGUUUUUUGGUAUUGUGGUUAGAUUGUGAUCGUGAAGGAGAAAACAUAUGUUUUGAGGUUAUACAAUCAACUGGUUUCAAUGUAAAUGAUGUUUAUCGUGCACGGUUUUCUUCUGUUACUGAGAAAGAUGUCUUGAAGGCUCUAGACAACCUUGUCAGACCCAACAGAGAUGAGGCACUGGCAGUAGAUGCUAGGCAAGAGAUAGAUUUGAAAGUUGGGGUUGCCUUUACUCGAUUUCAGACAAGUUUCUUCCAGGGAAAAUAUGGAAACCUAGACUCCAAAGUCAUCUCCUAUGGACCAUGUCAAACUCCUACUUUAGGAUUUUGCGUGCAGCGGUAUUUACAAAUAAAUACUUUCAAGCCAGAAAAGUUUUGGAGUGUGAACCCAUACAUAGUUCACAGUGGCUAUGAAAUCCAGCUCGAAUGGCAACGUAGUAAAUUGUUUGACAUAAAUGUUGCUACGAUGUUUCAAAAGCUGGUUGCCGAGGAUGGACUUUUGGAAGUGACCGAAAUAUCAGAAAAACAAGAAACCAAAAGUCGCCCUGUUGGUCUAAACACAGUGAAUCUUCUAAAGGUUGCUUCAAGUGCUCUUGGAUUUGGUCCUCAUAUGGCUAUGCAACUAGCUGAACGGUUGUAUACUCAAGGCUUCAUCAGCUAUCCACGUACAGAGAGCACAGCAUACCCACCUUCAUUUGACUUUCGUGGUGCACUCUCUGCACAAGCAAAUAAUCCAACUUGGGGUAAUUAUGUGGAAGGGCUACUUACCAAUGGUUACCUGAAACCUCGACUUGGAACUGAUGUAGGCGACCAUCCUCCCAUUACUCCAAUGAGACCUGCAGCGGAGGAUAUGUUGGGCAAUGAUGCUUGGAAGCUGUACCAAUAUAUUUGCCAACACUUCAUAGGGACAGUGUCUCCAGACUGCAAGUAUGCAAGGAGAAAGGUUGAGUUUUCAAUUGGGGGAGAGUCCUUUCAUUGUACAGGGCAGCAUGUUAUCACCAAAGGAUUUACGGCUAUAAUGCCUUGGUUGGCAAUAAAUGAUAAAAAUAUUCCAUCAUUUAUAAAAGGGCAGAAAAUAGAAGUAUCAAAGGUGGAGCUCUAUGAGGGGACUACAACACCUCCAGAUUAUCUUACUGAAAGUGAACUGAUCUCCCUGAUGGAGAAAAAUGGAAUAGGAACAGAUGCAUCAAUUCCUGUUCAUAUUAACAACAUAUGUGAACGGAAUUAUGUGCAGGUACAAGCGGGCAGAAAGCUUGUCCCGACUACGUUAGGCAUAACUUUAGUAAGAGGCUAUCAAUCAAUUGAUCCAGACCUCUGCCUGCCCGAUAUCCGUAGCUUCAUUGAGCAACAGAUUACUCUUAUUGCUAAGGGUCAGAUUGAUCAUCAUCGUGUAGUGCAGCAUGUAAUCCAACAAUUCAAGCAGAAGUUUUGUUACUUUGUCAAGAAGAUUGAAGCCAUGGAUGCAUUAUUUGAAGCACAAUUUUCCACACUUGUUGAUUCAGGCCGUAUUCUUAGUAAAUGUGGGAAAUGCUUGCGGUAUAUGAAGUACAUUUCUGCUCAGCCCUCACGUUUAUAUUGCGGUAUAUGUGAGGAGGUGUAUUAUCUUCCACAGAAAGGCACAAUCAAGCUGUACAAGGAAUUGUCUUGUCCUCUAGACAAUUUCGAGCUUUUGCUCUGCUCGAUGGGCCCAGAUGGUAAAUCUUUCCCUCUCUGCCCAUACUGCUACAGCAAUCCCCCAUUUGAAGGUAUUGAAGCACUCAUAAAUACGGCGAAAACUAGUACUUCGGGCAAGAUUGGCAAGGGAGCUGGCAUGCCAUGCAUCCUAUGUCCCCAUCCCACUUGCCCAAAUUCUCUGGUUUCCCAGGGUGUAUGUGCUUGCCCAGAGUGCAGCGGGACACUUGUCUUAGACCCAGUAAGUGCUCCCAAAUGGCGACUUUGUUGCAAUAUGUGCAAUUGCCUAGUUUUUCUUGCACAGGGUGCUCAUAGAAUUUCCACUACUAAAGAACGGUGCCCUGAAUGCGACUCUUCAAUCAUUGAAGUGGACUUCAAUAAGAAAGCAACUCCUCUAGAAGAUGGAUCCACUUUGCACCGUGGUUGCAUUCUUUGUGAUGAGUUACUGCAUUCCCUUGUGGAGAUGAAACAUGGGAGAGGCUUCAGGCAGAGUUCACGGGGAAGAGGAAGAGGAGGAAGAAAAGGCGGGUAUAGGGGCAGAGGACGCAGGGGUGGAUCAAUGGUGGACCCAAAAAUGAGUUUCCGAGAUUUCUAAGCAGUGGUUCACUGCUCACCAUGUAUGUAUGGUUCUUUUUUUUUCUUCAAGAAAACCGCACUUUACUAUGUUUCUUGAGUUAUCAUGUCCUUGAUGGAUUCAUUAGUUUUAAUUUUCUAAGGUCGAUUUUUUAGUUGUUCAGUUACCUUAAAUUUGUUCUUGGCAUAAUUUUCUCCUUGUUAAUCUAAGGGCCCGUUUGGUGGUCAGGAUAGGAUA